Messenger RNA from Ectocarpus sp. CCAP 1310/34, 648 nucleotides. NCBI's taxonomy places the organism in Eukaryota, Phaeophyceae, Ectocarpales, Ectocarpaceae. The record is from the annotation of a GenBank genome assembly.
AUGGUAUCGGAGCCAAAGACGGAGAUCACGUGCAUGCUGCCGAAAGAGAUCGAGGAACGCCCGUUCAUGGUCAGCGCCGCCGGCCAGACGUACAAGCACACAGAUCGGUUUGUGUACCUCGGACUCACCAUCUCCGCGGACGGGAAGGCCGACCGGGAGAUCACGAGCCGCAGCUGCCGAGCGUGGAAGUGCUACCGCCGGAACAGUGCUUCGAUGUACGACAGGCGACGGGCCGACCGCCAGCUCAAGAUCCGGCUUCUCCAGGCUGAAGUGGUGGAGACUCUCCUGUAUGGGUGCGCCUCGUGGAGCCUAACAGCGGAGCACUACACGAAGCUCAAUGGGACCCACCGCCAGUUCCUCACACGGUGCAUCGGCUGGAGCAAGCGGAAACGCUCCGACCGCCCCCUGUCCUAUGCCCAGGCCCUCAUCCAGGCAGGCUGCGAGGAAACCAUCGAGGCCACCGUGCGCAAACGGAGACUGUGUUUCGCGGGCUUUGUUAUGCGCAUGGAGGACAGCCACCUCCCCAAGCGCAUGCUUUUAGGAGCGAUGGCGGGGGGCGUGGAAUUCUGGGGCGGGCAGGAGAGCGACUGGGUGUCUCGUCUAGGAGAGGACCUCGUGGCCUUCAACAUGGGAGACGAAAAGGAAGGG